Triplophysa dalaica is the source of this 1373-nucleotide messenger RNA. RefSeq names its product glutathione S-transferase theta 2 (gene gstt2). The coding region runs from base 21 to 701 and encodes 226 amino acids. Gene Ontology annotation, molecular function: glutathione transferase activity. NCBI's taxonomy places the organism in Eukaryota, Metazoa, Chordata, Actinopteri, Cypriniformes, Nemacheilidae. The record is from RefSeq and is a predicted model, not a curated record. Gene Ontology annotation, biological process: glutathione metabolic process. Gene Ontology annotation, cellular component: cytoplasm. The transcript is spliced from 5 exons.
CAUCAGAUCUGUCACUCACUAUGGCUGGUAGAAAGGCAGUGAAAGUUUACCUGGACCUACUAUCGCAACCAUGCAGAGCUGUACAUAUAUUCCUCAAAAUCAACAAAAUACCGCACGCGGUGGAAUACGUUGCGUUACGUAAAGGUGAGCAGAGGAGCCCUGAGUUCACCAAUCUCAACCCAAUGCAGAAGGUGCCUGUGAUGGAUGACAAUGGAUUUGUGCUCACUGAGAGUGAUGCUAUUUUGAAGUAUCUGGCAACAACGUACAAUGUUCCCGAUCACUGGUACCCCAAACAUCCAGAGAGGAGAGCCAAAGUGGAUGAAUACACAGCCUGGCAUCACAUGAACACACGCUUGCAUGCUGCCAAAGUCUUCCUUUUUGAGGUGUUAUUGCCACGCAUGACGGGACAGCCCACAGACGCCGGGAAGGUUGAUAAGGCGUUGGCAGAACUAGAGGAAACACUAGACAAGCUGGAGAAAAUGUUUCUGAAGAGACAAGCUUUCCUUUGUGGUGAUGACAUCUCAUUGGCUGAUUUGUUAGCUAUUUGUGAGCUCAUGCAGCCUCUGGGUGGCAGAAGGGACAUUUUAAAGGACCGACCCAAACUUCUGAGCUGGAAGAGUCGUGUGCAGUCAGCGCUGUCGGAUUCUUUUGAUGAUGCUCACAGCGUUCUCUACCAGUUAAGGGACAAAGCCAAACUGUGAAGCCUUCAUCUCCGUGUUAAUAAUAAUUUAGUCUCUACAAAGAUAACAUUUCAUUAAUAUCGUUAAUUUAACAAAUGGCCAGUGCUUCUGCAAUUUACCUCAUUGGUUAAAAAAAGGAUUUCUGUAUCUUCCAUUCAACAUGGAUUUGCAGUUAAAGUUUCUCAUUUGCCCAAUAUGAUGUUGAAUUAACUGGUUUGAAGUGAAACAUACGGUUAAAGAAAGAUUUUUGUGCCAGUAAUUUCUAUAACUAUAAAAAUUGUGUACAGUACACAAUAGCAAUUGAGUAAACAGAAGUUUCUAACAGGAAUGUUUGCACAUGUAGGCUAAAUAAAUAAAUUAUUAUAAUAAAAUAAAUAAUAAUAAAAAAAUAGAAAGUCAUAAUUAUGUAAUACAUUCUCAACAAAUAUGGACUAGAAAAUGUAAAACCAUUUUAUUGUUGACAAAUACGUAUUUACAGACUUACACAGUGUUAGACAGCGAAUAAAGCUUAUGAAAGGAGUUAAAAAUAGCCACCAGGAAACAGGAAUAAAAUGUGUGUAAUAUCAAGCGGCAGGUUUCCUUUUCGAUGAUGGUUCACCUUCUUCUCCUUGUGCCUUACGUUUCUGUGAUGAAAAACAUCAGUUUAAAACACUUCAAAAUCAACAACAAAUAAAAGACAUUUAAUGAACAGAA